GCGCUGUUCCGUCUGCGCACCUUACAUAUCCUAUGUCAGUUCCAGUCCGUCUGGAAAGGACAGGGCAAAGAUUUGACACGUUAGUAGGCUACCCGCGGAAUGUGGGACACGAUGCAUGGGAUAAUGGAUUAACAUAAUUUCCUUUCUACUUUUUCCCUUUCUACACGACCAACCGCCUUCGUUGAGAAAGACUCGUUACUUAACGGGGUGACCAAAACAAACCAAACACCGGCCAGGUAGGCUAUAAUGUCAAAGAAUGACAAAAACUUAGAUCUGAAUUUCCUGAGCCGAGAGGAAGCGGACUUAAUUCGAGACGUUCUAGAGCGAGACAGGCGACUUAAAGAGAAAGAAGAGGAAAGAAUAAGGAAGCUCCAGGAGGCCCGGGGGGUCCGGCACUGGCUGAGGGUGGGGUCUGGACAGGAGGCCAAAGACUUUCAGCCCAGUGUGAAGAACCAGCUACAGCAGUCGCUCAGCACCAAGAUCAAAGGAAAAAGUCUUUCAGAUCUAACUGUCAGACCACAGGGCCUUCUGGGAAAGCAGAGGGAAGAACAAAGUGGGACUGCAGCUUUGAAAGGUUCCACCCUGCGGACUAGGAUCUCGUCCCUGUUCUCCUUCAAGUUCCUGCAACAGAAGGCCGAAGCCAGACAGGGAAGCAUAGGAGAGGGCUGCGGUGAUGAUGGCAGAGUCCCUCCUGUAAACACAACAAGGCCUGUCUCUGAAGUUGGGGAGCACACCAAGGUAAGCUGUACAACCACACCUGACAAAGGAGAAACUCCAUCUUUGGAAAGAGAGAAAUUCUGCCCUGGUGAGGAAGAAGGCCAGCUGAAGCAGACUGCAACAGGAAAAGAGGAACCAACAUCACUUCCCUCAAAGGGAUCGACUGGACCAUGCCAAAACAACCCUAGACACGAGGCAGCCAAGGCAUCGGUCUUCCUCACUGGGAGAAAUCCCAAGUCUCAGGGCAACACCGAGGUUGGAGCACCCCUCCCCCUACAUUCACACAAUGGUGUGUCUCCUUUCUCUCAUGGUGAAAAUGACAGCAAGCCACCAUUCAGCGUGAGCCACCACCCACCCACCACCAUGCUGUCAUCUGCUCUCGCCACUGUACUGGCCAAACCCUGGAGUGGCCACUUUCGAAGGCAGAAGGCAGAGUCCGGGGGGGGGAAGGAAGAGAAGGAGCUGAGGCAGGAAGUGGGGGAUUGGGCCCACUUCCUCAAGCCACACCGUCCUUUCACUGGGGAGGCACUAGGGUGUCCUGGCAACAACACCACCACCCCAAUGUUCCACCCACUCCCUGGUUCACACGAACAGCAUGUCCAAGAUGGAGAUAUUUUCCCUGGACCUGAUUGCAGAGGUGGGGCUCCCACUGGGAGUGGAAUGGCCCUGCCCCCAACCCCACCCAAGACCCCAUGUGUAACCUCCACGCGCUCGCUGGAUUACCACUGUUACCGAAGGGUGUCACAGGCAGGCCCCCCUGGCUUCUUGAGCCCCCGCUUCAGAGACCCGUCUUCUGUGCUGAGCUCCAAGCCCACCACCAGCAGCCUUCUGCUCUCAUUCAGACGCCUAAGCUCCACCAGAGGAAGUCCCAGCACCAGCUUGCCCCUUACCAACACACCCCCACCCUCCCCAGGCAGUUCCACCCUGCCUGCCACUAGAAGCAUCACUCAGGAAAGACCCAGGCCAUCCAGUGGGCUCAGCAGGGGGGUGUCCAUCAGAGAGGGACAGUUGCCCCCCUCCCCAGGAGGGACUGGCCACAGGGAGCUGACGGACUGGUUGGACUUAUUGAAUGUCCAGUCACUGAAGCACAGAAACACCCUCUACUCUUCAGACUGGAGGAAACAUAGUCAGCUAGUUCAUGACCAUGCCACUCCCAGCAAUACCUUGACUAGCACUGGAAACACCACGACUGGCACCAACCUUAACUUACUCGGCUACAGCAACACCGCGACCGACAGCAACCAUAAUUUACUCAGCUCAAACAAUAAUGUGACGGGCCCCAGUAAAACCCCUACUAGCACCAGUCACAGCAUACUCAGCCCCAAAAGCACUACAUCCAGUAGCAACGCCACCACCUUUGGCCCAAACCACAACCUCAACAGUCAGGGAACCUACAACCUCCCCCAUGAUCUUCUAAACACCUAUGUUUGCAAAACCACCCUUAAUAGCCCAAAUACUCCUAUAAGCCCAAACACCUUACACCCCAACAAAAAUCUCAGCAACCCUAACAUUAUGAAUAGUCCCAACAAGUUCAACACCCUUGAGAGCCCCAACACUCCCUGUACUCCAUUCAGCACCAACACCUCUGUAAGAACUUACACCCCUGUAAGACCAAAAUCUCACACCACUCCUGACACCCUCAAAGGCCCCAAUACACCAUUCAGCCCCAUGACACCUGUAAGCACGGACACCCCUUUAAACCUGAACACACCCAUCACUUAUAAGACACUCAGAAACCCCAACACUCCCAGUACUCCAUUCUGCACCAACAGCUCUAAAAGCACUUACACCCCUGUAAGCCCAAACUCUCACACCACUCCUGACACCCUCAAAGGCCCCAACACACCAUUCAGCCCCAUGACACCUGUAAGCACUGACACCCAUCUAAGCCCAAAAGCACCCAUCACUUAUAACACCCUCAGAAGCCCCAACACUCCCUGUACUCCAUUCAGCACCAACACAUCUAUAAGCACUUACACCCCUGUAAGCCCAAACUCUCACAUCACUCCUGACACCCUCAAAAACCCCAAUACCCCCUGUACUCCAUUCAGCACCAACACCUCCGUAAGCACUUACACCCAUGUAAGCACAAAAUCUCACACCACUCCUGACACCCUCAAAGGCCCCAACACACCAUUCAGCCCCAUGACACCUGUAAACACUGACACCCAUCUAAGCCCAAAAGCACCCAUCACUUAUAACACCCUCAGAAACCCAAACACUUCCAAUACCCUAUUCAGCUCCAACACCCCUAGAAGUACUUACACCUCCUUAAGCCCAAACACUCCUAUCAUUCCUGACACCGUCAAAAGUCCCAACACUCCCUGUACUCCAUUCAGCACCAACACCUCUAUAAGCACUUACACCAUUGUAAGCCCAAACUCUCCCAUCACUCCUGACAUCCUCAAAAGCCCCAAUACACCAUUUAUCCCCAUGACACCUGUAAGCACGGACGCCCCUUUAAACCCAAACACACCCAUCACUUAUAACACACUCAGAAACCCCAACACUCCCAGUACUCCAUUCAGCCCCAAGACACCUGUAAGCACUAACACCCCUGCAAGCCCAAACACACCCAUCACUUAUAACAUCAUCAGAAGCCCCAACACUCCAUUCAGCCCCAAGACCCCUGUUGGCACUAACACACACAUCACGUAUAACACCCUCAAAGGUGCCCACACUCCCAGUUCUCCAAUUAGCCCGAACACCCCUAUUAGCACUGACACCUCCAUCAGUUCCAACACUUUCAAUAGACACAACAGCCGAAACAUUUUAAACCGGUACAAAAAUCUCUCCAAUAGGCAUGCUGGGACUGUUGAUACUCUUGUGGUUGCCACUAUCAAUAGUCCAAACACACCCAUCAGCCCCAAACAUCUAAGUAGCCCUCCCUACACCUGCUCUACCCAGAACAGAACUGAGGUUCCCAGGAUUUUCUCAUCUAGGACACAGCCAGUGGAGGACAGAGCCAAAGCAAACCACGCAGUCACCCCCUCAAGUGGCCUAGCGGAGGGCGUGGCCACUGGCUGUUCAGAUGAGGGAAAGGGUGGGCCUGAAACCUUGCGUUGGCCCAUCUCGCCAACUCGUCACCAAUCCCUGGAGAGGACACCACAUACCAUGGAAGAGCCCCCCAUUUUCUCCUCCCUCAGAACAGCUGUUCCAUAUAGGCAGGAUUUGGGGUUUCCCCCCUCACCCUGCCUCUCUUCCCGAGACCCAGACCAAAUCGUGACCCCCUGGAGAUGCCAUCUUUCCCAGGGUCUCAACCCCACCUCCAGGUUCACAUUUGACAAUGCUAGGGACCUGCUUUUGGUAAAAUCCCAAACUCAGGCUCCCCUGCAAAACACUCUCACACCCACCCUCAGUUCUGCCCACUCGCUAUACAGCAGGGACCCUGAAUUGCCACCCUCUACUCUCUCCCCCCAUCAUGGGCCCUGGUUAUCUGACAGGUCGUGGGCAGUUCCUAUGGACACCACUGGAGACAUCACCAGUCCUCAUGUCAGUGAGCCAGUGUCUGACAUGAGUGGAAUGUCUCUUCCUGCACAUGACAGUGUCUCAGCACAUCUGGGAGCCCAGCCCCAGAGCAACACCAAUGCCUCCUACAAGACAUCCCAGGAUAUGUCCUCAUUCGUGCCAGAAACCAGCCUUCAGCCUUCUGCCUCGAGUGUAGGUGCUCUCACGGGAAUGGGAACAGACUGCACCCUUUGCCUCAGUGCCUUGCAACAUCCACUGUGUAAACCACAAAUGUCCCCACACCAGAGCCCAGCCAGCACAGACCAUUUCAACCCAUCAAUUAUCAGCAUCAUAGACUCUCCCACUAAUCAAGGCAGCGAGAGAAUUGGAGCAAGCUUAAAGAAAUACGCCCACAGUCUCCCACCACCCAAAACGUGCAUUCCAGCUGGCAGAUGUGCAACUGCCGUCGAGACCAAGCCAAAGGGGAUUGUGAGUAAAAAGGAGUGUGACUCAGUGGUGGAGAAACUUAAUCCUGCACUGCACAUGAAACACCAGUCUGCUAACAGAAGCCUUUUAAUGUUCAGGAGUGGGAAGAGCAACCUUAGCCCAUCUGUUUCUGGCAAAGCAGGUGAACUUGUGACCCCCAUGUGUGAUGGAACAAGCAAGGCUGUAGGAGAGGGGAAUAAAGGCAGCCCUAAAAUAGACCAGGUGCCGAGUAGCAUGGAAAUCACUAAACACUUUGAUGAUGAAUCUCUGACCACAAGAAAAAAUAGCAAUGACAUGCAGAAUCUUGUCCUUAACGUGCCCAGCCAAGUUUCUGAAGGUGACAGAGCCGGAGAACCAGACAAGUGGCAGAGCUCAGGGGUGCUGAAGCCAUUGAACCUUGAGAACAAGACAGGAAGCAGCAAACCCAGAAGUCAGCAGGAAGCCCAGGUUAUGUACCUGCCCACAGAGAGCACCCAGCCUGAGCCUAAGCAGGAUGGCAGUUGGCAUGGUCUGAAGAAUGGCAACAGGAAUAUCUCCUACCAAAGGUAUGCCACUGUUCCAGGCAAGCCCAGCAGCAAUGAGGCCGGCUGGUGCAACCUUGACUUCAACCCAGAGGAUGUGGAAAAUGAGAACGUCUUCUAUAGCACCGCCACAAAUACCAAAUACCCAAGGAGCCAGAGGUCGAUAUCUUUCUGUGAGCCUGAGGAUGCAAGGCGGGCCAUCAGCACCCACGGUUACGAUCCCUGGGGCCAGCAGGCCAUCCAGCGGGAGUCCUUUUAUAGCCUCUCCCCCUCUCCUUCUCCCUCCCCCAGUAGGGUCUUUGGCCUGCGUCAUGGACGCUCGUUCUCUGUGAGCAGUGUGCACUCCAGCCGCCCCUCGGGUUUUGGCCGCAUCUCCACGGGUCCCAAAUUGGGCAGCAGUAAUGACCUCUAUACCAUGGAUGUUGAUGUGACGUCCUCGGGGCCUGUGGACCUUGGUGGCAAUGUCCAGCAAAAAGCAACCCGGAGGUUCUCCUUUAGCCUGGACCAAGACACUGGCCUUGAAAGAAUCUGUGCUCCUUGCCAAUUAGAGACUCCCCCCUCCCCCCUUCCGUCACCCCCAGAGUCCCCCAGGCCCACCCGCCGCAUAAGCUCCUCCUCCACCACCAGCCGGACGUCCCAGGACACUGCAUCUCCAAGGAGCCGCCUCCCCUCCAGAGGCUAUAUGUCCAGCCUCUCUGCCUUCGAGGAAUCUGACUCAGAGACCACCACGGACGAUGAGUACUACCUCAGCCCAGACCGGGGCGAGAGGGAAACAGAGUUGUAGUAGUAGCAUCUAAGGAGCGCAAGUGAAAUGCUGGGAAUCGGGACCAUGUUGUGGGUGUGGCUGGGGAUUGCAGUUUCAGUCUGCUGAUUCUGUUACUGAGCUCAGCUGCAGCUAGUGUCAAUGCUGUUAAUGUUAAUGGUGCAGACGACAUGUCUAUCAUGUCUACAGGCUUAUCAUACAGGUAAAGUUUUAUUGGGGAAAUUUUCUCAGUGGUUUCCCUGAGGUUCCUACACUGUGUGCUAUUCUAUUAUUGUUUAUUUAUUUAUGCCUUGCCAGCGUUGUGCAGGGGGCAUAAGGCUGAGCGGAAUGUGGUGUAGUGGUUAAGCACCCUUUUAAAUGGGGGUAAUUUGCAUGUUGAAACUAUGGGAAAGAUGCUGCUGUUAUUUUUCUGAAAGAGGCACGCCUCCCAGAUUGCUUUGAUAAUUAGGCUGCUGUUUAUAUGAAACUUCAUUAGAUAUAAAGUAUGUAUUCCUACCUGGGAGAGUGCAAGGCUCAUAAAUCAUGUGAUGUAACCCAGAGCUUGGCACCGACUGAAAAUCGCCCCACCCAUAAUUCAUUAAAAAUCUGAUGGGUUUGGCUUUUUUAAAGAACAUUUCCAGGGGCCAAUGCUCAAAAUGGCUUGAGGUAUCGGGCUGGGUUGGAGUGAAAGUUUUUAUUGACUCUGGGUCACUUCUCUGGUUUGGUUUAAGCUUAAUUCUCUUGCUCGUUGUUCAUUUGGUUUACAGCUGGAAUAGCAAUCCAUACCUGUUUUUGUGAGGACAGAGACAUGCAUACAGACAAGAGUUUAAAAAUGAAAAUGGUUUGAGUCCCAGGUAUGAUUCUUGCAUUUCCAAAAGAGACAAAUGCAUGCUAUUGUCAGAUGAUUGUCACUAAAUAUUUUGUAAAAGAUACAAGGACUGUAACAAUAUGGAACUUCCUAUAUUGCAGUGGCAGAGAGAUUUCAUUGCAGUUAGCAGUGAUUUUGCACUAAAAUGUUAGUAUUAUUAUUAUUAUUAUUAUUAUUAUUAUUAUUAGGGGUGUGCCUUUUAGACCUGUAACCACUAAAUUUUAAGAAACAUGCUAAAUCUGGAGGUAAAUCUUGAUGAUUUAAUGAGAAGAGAAUAUAUAAAUAAUGCGCCAUUGCAAGACUUUAUCAUUGUUAAAAUCCUGUUAAGCAUGUGUACAAAUGAAUAAACAUCAUUAUAUGGACCUAAUGGUCUAUAACAUAAAUUCUACUCAUUAAACAUAAUAUUGUUGGUACUAGUGUCUUUCAUGUUUUAGGCGUACUAUAUAGCCUACUCCACAGGUGUCAAACUCCACUCAAAGGGGUGUUCUUAGCACCAGUGGUGCAUUAAGGAAUCCAGACACCUUGUUCUCAGGGCCUUAAUUGAAAGCUGAUUGAAAGGAAACCACAAAAACCCGCAGACACUGCGGCCCCCUUGGGAUUCAGUUGGACACCCCUGGCCUACUCUGUUAGACUGCGGAGGCGAUGACGUGAUUUUAAAAAUCGCCAGCCAGCAUCUUGAUCUUUAUCUGUUUAAAUAAAACAUUUGAACUUUAUAUUUUUCAAGGUUUUAUUUUAUUUUAGAAUAGACCUGUCUUCUCAAAUAUGCAGCAAAGCCAACAUCUUAUAAGACAUAGCCUACUCUCUCUUCUUAUUCUUCGAAAUUAAGUACAAGCCCGUCGUGUGGCGUUUUUGCCUCCAGUGCUCUUAUUAUUGCUUUAGAAAUUUUCUUGAAAUGCAUUCAAAAGCUGAAUUCCUGUGGCCUCACUACAGCUUCAAAUAAUAAGUCAAUUUUAAUUAAGAAUAAGCACACAUCACUUAUCAAUUGAGCACAUCCCUAAUUAUUAUUAUUAUUAUUAUUAUUAUAUGCAAAAAUUAUUGGUUAAAGUCAUAGGUUUAAUUGUACUGUGCUACAAUUAUGCCAAUGCUUCUGUUCUGAAUACCUGCCGUGCCUUGGAAUUUGAAGUUAAAAAAUUGGAUGUUAUUAUUUAACAUCACUUUCAGAAAACAACAGACACGUGAGACUCGGUACGCCCUUACUAAAGAGUAAAGUUCACUUUCAGGCCGUCCGUCACAUGCUUUUACACGGCGGGUGACCUUAAAAUGUUGUAGGCAGAAUUGUGUAUUUUGAGCCAUCUCCAGGAAGGAGUCUGGCUUGCUAUGGCUCUGUCGCUUAUUCAGCUGUUGAAAAAUGACCUUAUAUGGUUAAAACUUAUUUAAGCAUGUCAUAGAGUUAAUUAUUUUUCCAGAUGUGUUUUUUUUUCUUACAGUGCUAUACCUCUAAAGUAGGUGCUUGGUACAGUGUAAAAACAUUUAUGUACAUACUGUACUAAUAAAACUUUAUUUGUGGUUGGA
Messenger RNA from Anguilla rostrata (American eel), 8293 nucleotides. Its product is annotated as mucin-17. Bases 247 to 5955 code for a protein of 1902 amino acids. The record is from RefSeq and is a predicted model, not a curated record. Gene Ontology annotation, biological process: intracellular protein transport. Gene Ontology annotation, molecular function: small GTPase binding. Lineage: Eukaryota; Metazoa; Chordata; Actinopteri; Anguilliformes; Anguillidae. The transcript has 7 exons.